This is a messenger RNA of Vicia villosa (hairy vetch), 405 nucleotides long. RefSeq lists its product as uncharacterized. The transcript has a single exon. Bases 1 to 405 code for a protein of 134 amino acids. The record is from RefSeq and is a predicted model, not a curated record. Lineage: Eukaryota; Viridiplantae; Streptophyta; Magnoliopsida; Fabales; Fabaceae.
AUGGCCUCUCCUUCAAUGCAAAAUGCUAGUUCAUCUUCUCAACAACAACAUCAAGAUCAACAACAACAACAACUUCUUGUUGCCCAGAAGACAUGUUAUAUUCCUUUGAAUGAAUUAGAGGUUAUCUGCGAGAUGAUGGUUGAUUUUGAUAACCUGGAAGCACAUGAAAUUCAUUUGAAGGAUGCUAUGACAUUUCAAGGAUGGCAAGCGUUCUUCUACGGUUUGUGUGGACCAGACUAUCCAGAUCUGGUGAAGGAAUUUUGGGUUCAUGCAACAGUCAUGCCAAAGGCCAUUCUUUCUGUUGUUCAUGGUGAGCGUAUUUCCAUCACAGAAAAUCUUCUAAGGAAGUUGUUUGGGUUGGAAACUGUUGAAGGUGUGUCUGAAGCUGUUCCAGGAAGAACAUAG